Messenger RNA from Brassica rapa (field mustard), 854 nucleotides. RefSeq lists its product as uncharacterized. The record is from RefSeq and is a predicted model, not a curated record. NCBI's taxonomy places the organism in Eukaryota, Viridiplantae, Streptophyta, Magnoliopsida, Brassicales, Brassicaceae.
AUCCUCUUUUCAUUUGUUGUCAUCUCUCAUCCACAUCAUUUUCCUUCUCUCACCCACCGUGAGAGGAAAGAGAAAGAGAAGAUGAUUCUGAUGCUCUCUUACUCUCCGGCGAUAAUCUCAGCCGUUAAAUAUGUGGGGUCGUCUCCGUUCAACACUCGACGACUUUCUCAGCCUAGUAUCUCCAUCUCUAGAAACAAGAGCUUCUUCUUACACUUGACAGAGACGAAAGAGAAAACAAGAAGAAGAAGAGGAGAAGAUGGGAGAGUUUCGAUCGUGUGUGACGCAGGAGGGAUGUUUCCGGUGGACCCAUGGGCUCCAACCAUAGAUUCACAGAGCAUAGCAUCGCAGCUCUUCGCGGUGUCUCUGUUUCCGUACAUAGGUUUCCUCUACUUUCUCACCAAAUCCAAAACUGCUCCAAAGCUCACACUUUUCGGAUUCUACUUCUUGCUUGCCUUCGUUGGAGCUACGAUACCAGCUGGAAUAUAUGCUAAGGUGCAUUAUGGAACAUCAUUGUCGAACGUUGAUUGGUUACAUGGAGGAGCUGAAUCACUUCUUGCUCUCACCAAUUUGUUUAUCGUGUUGGGUCUCAGACAAGCUCUGAGGAAGUCUGAAGAUAAUGAUGAAGAAACUCCAACAACAAGUCAACAAGAACAAGAAAAAUCUUCAGUCUAGUAAAAUAUGGAAAUGAUAUAUAUGUUCUUAUUUUUUGGAAUUCUACUUUUUUUGUUUAAUAGUUAGGGGUUAUAAAUGAUACCCUUUCCGUUUCAUUUGUAUUGUCGUUGUAGAAUAACAUUUGUAUUUCAAAAUAAAUAUUAUUUUAGUAUUUUGACGUAAAAUUUAUUAUUUUUAUGCUA